AUGUUAUUGCAGAGCCAAUGUCAACCGCUCAAAUUGGAUGAGGAUCCAAACCUCUUAUCCAAAUCAGGGCAUCUUGUGACAACAAACACAGGUGAAUGUCAACUGUGGUGGCGUUUGGACUUCCUAUAUGACAAGUUCAAAGAGCAUGGUGGUGAACAAAGGAGUCUUUACAAAUGGAUCCAAUUUCUCAAAGAGAAAGUUGGAGAAACGGAGCUUUGUGGUGAUUUCUUCUGUCACACCAACCAAAGCAGCCAUCCAGCGAAUGCGGUCCGUGAGAACUGUGCAACAACAAAGGCAAUUGUGGCAUACUUCUAUGUCAUCUUGAAGGAAUCCAGAACAGCUCGCUCGCGGCAGUUGGUUUUUGAAUGGCUACCAGCUAUAUGUCAACAGGUCAUUUCCACGAUUGGCUUGACAACCAGCAUAGAUGUUGAAAACAUGAUCAGUUUGUACAUCUCAUCAGCAGGCAUGGUUUCAGACCUUGAGAUUUUGCUCUCUUCCCAUCACCGUGCCAGUUUUACGGCCUUUCAGAAAGAGUGGAACUCGAUGUGUGAGACUGGAGAGCUGUCUUCUGAAAUCAUCAGUGAUGCCAAUUCCAUGUGUGCGCUACAGGAUUUGCUUCGCUUUGUUUUUGCAGUGGAACGGAAACGGAAGUUGUCAGGGAGUCAUCCGUGGAAGAGGAACAGUGUAACUGGCUCUAUACUUUGGAAGAUUCAGGCAGGGCUGAUUGAGUUUGUUGCAAAAGGCAUAGACGACUUUGUCAAGGGGCAGUACAUGGCAAAUCAUGACACUUCUGGAGUGCUUCCAUCCAGACGCAGAACUUUGCAAGCAGAAGAUGCUAUUGUGCCUGCUGGCCAACUGGUCAGAAGAAAAUCCAGCAGGGUUUCUAUGACUCCAGAUGCAAUAUAUGAAUUGUUCAGUGAAGCCAGAGACACGGGCGUUUCAAUGAGAGCAGCAGUCCAAUUGCUGUCUGGUGGAAGACUGAGCAAGGUUGCUGGUUGUCGGCCAACAGCAGUGCCUUCAUGGGUUCGCAGGGCGCUGAACCUGUAUGAUUCAAGGGUUCAGCUGUCCCUAGUUGGUGCAAUGCAUUACAAUUUGGUGGCUGAUGCUUCAACACAUGGUGGCAAAGAGGUGCUUGAAAACAAACUGGAGAGGCUUGCGUCCUACCGUCAGAUCCAAGCCAUGUCUCAACAAUUGAACUUCUUGAGCAAUGCACGGAUCCCAAAUAUUGAUUUCUUCACUACUCCGGCCAAUGUCCACAUUCAUCCUGUUCGGAAAGGUAGCACACGUGUGAAGCACUUGGAGAAUGGCAGGAUACGAGCAGGACAUCAAAACACUCAGACUGGAGAGGUCACUAAGCUCUUGCCAAAUGAUGGUGCAUGGUGGAACCACAUCCCACUUCUUGUACUCCAGUUGGACCAGGGUCCAACGUGUUGUGGGGGAGCCGCGUAUGCCAUUCACAAAAUGAAGAAGCUCAUACUGGCUCGGUGGGAUGUCAUCCAUCGAUCUAUCCGUGAUGUGAAACUGGCGCUGUUGCACGGUUCUUCAGGUGAGUAUCUGCAAAUGCAAUUUCAUAGUCAGUACCUCUUCAGCGUUGCGUACAGACCUUUUGGUUCCUCUGGCUUUUUCGAGGAAAAAAAGCGGCUCUUAGAACUCAUGAUGGCAAGGGAAACUUGGUCCAGUGUUCCUGAGUUCAUGGACUCCUGGGAGCAGAUCAAAGAUGAACUUGGUCUUGAGUCUGCGGAGCAUCCAUCUGAUGUUUGGAAUGCGCUCCCUUCAAUGAGUGGGUUUUGCAAUAAGCAGUCGCUACCAAAAUUAUCCAGAUGGUUUUCGUGGAAUGCCUCUGCAGAGGAGAAACUGCCUGAAUGGACAGCGGUGAAAGUGAUCCUGUCAUAUCACUUUCGGAGUCAGAACUUGGAUCCAGAUGAGGCAUAUCACAAACGCCAGCUGGAGCAAAUGGCCAAGGACUCCACUGAACAAACUUCGAUGCGCAAGGAAUUUGCUAGGUUGAAGGAAAAGCUAGGUGGUGGACUUCGCCUAUGUUACUAUUUGAUGUCGGAUAGGCUGCACAUUAUGACACAAGUGAUUUGCCUCUGCACUUGCCCUAUAUGGGAUUGGUAUUCAGAUACAAUCAAAGACAUCAAAACACCUGGAGACCAAAUUCAGAAGCUUGCAACUCUACAAACGGAAUGGACAAGGGAGCCUCACUUGGUUGAGCUUGCAAGAGUUCCAAUUUAUGGAGAUCAGCAACUGAGGAAAAUCAUUCAGCGAUCAAAGUUUGAGGACACACCAUCAAAGAUCUUGGAGCUGUCACAGCUACUGCUUAAACAGAGACUUUGGUCAAUAUCCAAAGCAGCAGCUCCACCUGACUGCUAUUCUGGGAUUCUAUCGGAAGAUCCUGCAUUUCAACAGGCCUGGACCAUUACAGCUACAGCGACUCAAAUGUCUUCAGAUCAUCAAAUGUUGCUUCAACUGGAGCAGGUGGCGGCGGACCAGGGCUUGGCACCUAAAAUCCUGGAUGAUUUGGGAGUGGUUUGUCCGCCUGCAAUCCGAGUGAUGCUAAUG
Durusdinium trenchii is the source of this 2562-nucleotide messenger RNA. NCBI's taxonomy places the organism in Eukaryota, Dinophyceae, Suessiales, Symbiodiniaceae. The record is from the annotation of a GenBank genome assembly.